UCCCCACUCCCGCAUCGUUCGAUCCCCUCUCCCUCUCCCUCGCCGCCGCCGCCGCCGCCGUCCGGCGCGCCAGCAUCGCCGCCAUGCUCCGCCUCCGGGGCUGCAUCCUCCCCCGCCUCCUCUCAUCUCCCGCCACCCCCCUCCACCGCCUCCUCUCCGCGGCCGCGCCGGCCGUUUCUCCGAGCCCCAGCUUCGCCGUGGAGGAGUACCUCGUCUCCACCUGCGGCCUCACCCCAGCGCAGGCCCGCAAGGCCUCCCCCAAGCUCUCCCACCUCAAGUCCCCAUCCAAACCCGACGCCGUCCUCGCCUUCCUCUCCGGCCUCGGCCUCUCCGGCGCCGACGUCGCCGCCGUCGUCGCCAAGGACCCCAAGUUCCUCUGUGCCAGCGUGGAGAAAACCCUGGCCCCCGUCGUCGCUGGGCUCACCGGCCUGGGCUUCUCGCAUUCCGACAUGGCGCGCCUCGCCUCGCUCACCGGCGUCACUUUCCGCUGCAAGUCCAUCAUCGCCGGGCUGCGGUACUGCUUGCCCCUCUUCGGGUCCUCCGAGAACCUCCUUCAAGCCCUAGCUCCAGCGGGUGGCUCCGUUCUCGGGUCCGACCUCGAGCGGGUGGUCAAGCCCAACGUCUCCUUCCUGCUUGAGUGCGGGCUAGGUGCUUGCGAUAUUGCCAAGCUCUACGCAUAUACGCUGUCGCCGCUCAGCAUCAGCACGGAACGCAUCCGGACAGCAGUGGCAUGCGUCGAUGGUCUUGGUGUACCCCGUGGAUCUCCGAUGUUCAGACAUGCGCUACAAGUUGUUGCAUUCGUCAGCGAGGAGAAAAUCACCGCCAAAGUGGAGGGCUUUAAGAAAAAGUUCAGGUGGUCGGAUGCCGAGGUGGGCAUUGCUGUUUCUAAGGCUCCAUCGUUGCUGGUGAGGUCCGAGGACUUGCUGCAGAGCAAAUCGGAUUUCCUUAUCUCCGAGGUGGGACUGGAACCAGCAUACAUUGCUCACCGACCGAUAAUGCUCACUUACAGUCUAGAGGGCCGGCUCAGGCCCCGGUACUACGUCGUCAGAUUUCUCAAGGAAAAUGGAUUGCUAGAUCACGACCGGGACUACUAUGCUGCAGUCGUGAUCAGCGAGAAGGUAUUUGUCGAGAAGUUCAUAUGCCCUCAUAAGGAUGCUGCACCGCACCUCGCUGAAGAUUAUGCAACAGCUUGCAGAGGGGAGGUUCCAGCUAGAUUCAGUUUUACAUGAACCAAGACUAAUAAGAAAAUUGGUAUGUUCAUUAUGUCAUUCGGUAGAGAAGAAAGCAUUGCACUGCUAUGAACUUGUCCUUCCUCGUGUUGUCAUAUUGCACACAUCUUGGAACUAGGAGAGUAUGAGAUCAGGGCAUUCUGCCAAUUUCUUUGAAGUAUCAAUGAGUAGUAUUUGUGCACACUCUGUAUCUUUGUGUUCUAAAAUGGCCAUUGCAGUUUUCAAUGCAAUCCUCCAUCUGCCUUUCAUGAAAGAAUGUUCUUAUUUUGGCCAUGAA
Messenger RNA from Aegilops tauschii subsp. strangulata, 1506 nucleotides. Its product is annotated as transcription termination factor MTERF8, chloroplastic. Lineage: Eukaryota; Viridiplantae; Streptophyta; Magnoliopsida; Poales; Poaceae. The record is from RefSeq and is a predicted model, not a curated record. Gene Ontology annotation, biological process: regulation of DNA-templated transcription. Gene Ontology annotation, molecular function: double-stranded DNA binding.